Geodia barretti is the source of this 503-nucleotide messenger RNA. NCBI's taxonomy places the organism in Eukaryota, Metazoa, Porifera, Demospongiae, Tetractinellida, Geodiidae. The record is from the annotation of a GenBank genome assembly.
CAGGCUAGUUCGUCGGCACCGAACCUCUAUACCUGCAGCAGUCCAGGAAAUUCAGUGUGUGCAGGGUGGUUGUGCACUUGUUCGGGGUGGUUCAAGCACAGCGAACCUCAUCGAACCUACACGAGAACCACAUCACGCGCUCCUGCAGCAGGUGCUCCUUUCAGAAGGUGCUCUAGGCUAGUCUCCGGGAGGUGCUCCCAGGAAUCCUGGAUGGGGUACUUCCAGAGGCCGUUCUGUGCGGGCCGGGGCCGAGGCAGACCUCGCUCUCUCUAAUAGCAUACUUUUUGAGGAGGUUCGAUGAGGUGCGAUGUGCUUGAACCACCCCGAACUUAUGUGACAAAACUCUACACACCUCGCUCUCUCUAAUAGCAUGCUUUUUGAGGAGGUUCGAUGAGGUUCAAUGUGCUUGAACCACCGCAAACUUCUGUGACAAAACUCUACACCCCUCGCUCUCUCUAAUAUCAUUCAUUCUGAGGAGGUUCGAUGAGGUUCGAUGUGCUUGA